UCAACAAGCCGGUGUUGCUCCGCCAAGCGCAAGAAGUAUGUAAAUGCUGUAAAUGCUGCCGGGCCAUCGGUUAUGACCAUGCCGCCUACAUUAAUCCUGCAAAGGCAGCUGAGAUGCUCUCAGAAGGUGAGCUGAAGGACUUUGCCCAGGGCCAGUCCCUGUACCGUGUUCUCCAGCCCUGGUGGGAUGUCUUCAGCCACUACCUAUCCAUCAUGAUGUUCUCAAUCGGAACCCUCGGAGGAACUCUGCAGGUCACCCUCCGCAAGAUCGUCUGCGUCCCCUGUCAGAUGACAUCAGAUGACUUCUGUGUGGUUUUUAACCAUAGAGGCACCACAUUAAGGAAUGCCACUACUGAAGCCAGCUUCCCUCUCCUCCCCAAGGGCCUUUACAAGCUAGAUCUUCAGCAGUAUGCUUACGUUGACGCCGUGUGCUACGAAAAACAACUCCACUGGUUCGCCAAGUUCUUCCCCUACGUCGUGAUGCUAGAGACUCUGGCUCUUGUGAUUAUAAGCAACUUGUGGUUCAAGUACCCUAGCACCAGCUCCAGACUCAUGCACUUUGUCUCCAUUCUACACAAAUGCUGUGACUCUCCCUGGACCACCCGGGCCUUGUCCGAGACAGUGGCAGAGCAGGGUGGGCCCAGCCCAAUGAGCAUGUGUAGUCCUGCUCUCCAGGCCUCUUCAACAUCAGACUGUAGCAGCAGAAGGCCGAUGGGGACAGAGUUUCUUAGCGUUUUAGACAAAAAGGAAGGUGAGCAGGCCAAAGCUAUCUUUGAGAAGGUGAAGAAAUUGAAAGUACACGUGGAGGACAAAGACAUCAUUUAUCACUUGUAUAUGAGGCAGAUAGUCACCAAGAUUGUGUUUCUGCUGUUCACCUUGGCCUAUAUCCCUUACGCAGCCUCACAUAUCCUGUUUGACGUUGACUGCGUGGUAGAUUCCCAAGCGCUGAUGCCGUUUCAGCCCUUUCACUGUGUUCACUCACUGGCCACUAUUUUCUGGCUCCUCUCCUUGGUUUACACAGUACUGAUGGUCAUUUACAGCUUGACUUGCUUCUACAGCUUCUGGUGGAUGAUGAGAAACUCUCUCAGGGAGUACUCCUUUGACUCAGUGAGGGAGGAGAGCAGCUUUAGCGACAUCCCCGAUGUCAAGAAUGACUUCGCCUUCAUCCUCCACCUCCUGGACCAGUAUAACCCUCUGUUCUCUAAACGCUUUGCAGUCUUCCUCUCAGAGGUCAGUGAGAAGAAACUGAGGCAGCUCAACCUGAACUACAUGUGGCCUUUGGAGAAGCUGACCCAGAAGGUGAUGCGUAACGCUCAGGACCAGAUAGAGCUCCAUCUCAUGCUCCUCAGCGGCAUCCCAGAGGCCGUGUUCGAUAUCAGGGAGCUAGAGGUGCUCAAGCUGCAGCUGAUACCGGAUCCUAGGCUCACGCAGAAGCUUACGCAGCUUGGGAACCUGAGAGAGAUCUGGCUGGAUCAUUCUCCUGCCACCGUAGACCUCAUGGCUCUGGGGUUUCUCUCUGAGAACCUGAGGAUCCUGAGGAUGAAGUUCACAGAGGUGGAACAGGCUCCCUGGUGGGUUUUCAGUUUGCGUAACCUGACUGAGCUCUAUCUGUAUGGAAAUAUGUUCAAUCAGGACAACACGACGUUCGUCAACAGCCUACCCAAGCUCAAGAAUCUGUUGGUGUUAUUCAUCAAGUGCACCAUCACUGCCAUGCCGAAAGUGAUUACCAACUCAAUACCCUCGAUACAGAAGCUUUCCGUCGACAACGAAGGCACCCAACUCUCUGUCCUGCAGAGUCUGAAAAUGAUGUCACAGCUCACCUGCUUGGAGCUACCGAACUGUGAUCUCCAGCGGAUACCGAGUCCUAUCUUCAGCCUGAAGAACCUGCAAGAAAUAGACCUCAAAGGGAACAACCUCAAAACCAUUGAGGAGAUCAUCAGUUUCCAGCACCUUCCCAAGCUCUCUGUCCUGAAGCUGAAGUACAACAGUAUCACUUACAUCCCUGUCCACGUCGGGUUGCUGGGCAACCUGGAGCAGCUUCAUCUGGGUCAUAACCUCAUCAGCUGCAUGCCACCUCAGCUGUUCCUGUGCAGCAGACUCUAUCUGCUAGACCUCAGUCACAACAAGCUGUCUGACAUUCCUAUUGAAAUACAGGAACUGAAGAGACUGCAGCUCCUCAAUGUGUCUAACAAUAAUAUUGCCCAUCUCCCAGAAGGUCUGUUCCAGUGUAAGACCCUCCAGUCCCUACUGCUAGGUCACAACAACCUGUCAGUGGUCCCCCACCAGGUGGGUGAGCUGACCAACCUGGUGGUGUUGGACCUGAGGGGGAACCAGCUGGAGAGCCUUCCUGCCGAGCUGGAGGAGUGCCACAGCCUGAUGCCUAGUGGACUGCUGGUAGAGGAGGGGCUGCUCAACUCUCUGCCCCCCAGUGUCAAGGAGGGCUUCCAGAGGCCUGAUAAGGAGUACCUGGGGAAAAUGGAGGCUGAAGGAGUGGGGAAUGCUCUCACCUGUAACCCCAUUAUCUGUAAUACAGCAGGACAUGGAGAUACGGCCUGCAGCGUGAUAUACUCCAUGUGAUGGGGCUAUUCCAAAUGAACAUCUUACCUCAGUGGCUUUAAACCUGGUGUAUUAGUAGGCCUAUGUGGUUUACCUGGCCUAGCCACAGGGCAUACUUAUUUAACCUUUAUUUGAUCUGGGAGUCAUACUGAGACUAAGGUCUCUUUUACAGACGAGCCCUGAAUUACAAAAAUGACAGAAAAUACACACAUUAAAAUAUAAAAUACAAAGUACAAUCAGAAAGAAAAACGGUCAAAAAACAAACACAUUCAUCAUUAGGAAGAUCCUCAAUCAGUUUUCUGAGUUACCUUAGAAGCACCGAAACAUCACAUUUCAGAACAUUUUGAAGAUUGCUCAACAAAUAAGGUGCGAGAAAACUAAAAGCUGAUUUACCAAACUCAGUAGAAACCAAAGGCAUUUCCAGAGUUAAUCAUCACUGAGACGGGGGGAGGUGGUAGCUCAUAAGUCUAAAGGUUAGUAAUGAUGUUAGGUACAGUGAUUGUUUUUGUUAAAGGGCUUUAUAAACGAAAACCUAGCAAUGUAUCAAUCUACUUGACAUAAGUCCAUGCAGUGAUGAGUACGAAAACUGUCUAUACGUUUGAAGGCUCAUAAGAGCAAAGGACGAAUCGACUAGGUUAAGUACUAGUAAACGGGAAAAUACUUACUUUUAUAACAGUAAUGGAAUAUGACGGUUCCAAAUGAACACUCCCAUGUUCCAAUCCACUCUGUUGCUGCCAAGUACAACAUACAGUCAUUGUUUACAGUGGACCACUGACAAGUUCUGUUUGAUAAAAAUUUUUAAAAAAUACUUACAUUUCAUACUGAGCUCCUGUUGGGCAUUUCAUAUAACACGACCAUUUGUUUAGCCUGUGUGGUCAGACUAGUCACAUAACUGUGGUCACUUAGUGUUACUCGUGCCACAUACAAAUAAAAGUGUGAUUUUGUGAACUUAACCAUGACACUGUUUUUGAAAGACUGGGCAAGUCUAUCAGCCCAUAUCCACAAUAAAAAAAAAGUUAACUAGGUAAGUCAGUUAACAAAUUCUUAUGUACAAUGACUGCCUUUUGGUAGGCUAAAGGACUGCGAGGACGGGGGCUGUGAUUAAAAAUAAAAAUAUCUAUAAAUAUAGGACAAAUUACACAUCACGACAAGAGAGACACCACAACACUUCAUACAUAAUGAGAGACAUAAGAACAACAGCAAGGCAGCAACACAUGACAACACGGCAUGGUAGCAGGACAAAACAUUAUUGGGCACAGACAACAGCACAAAGGGCAAGAAGGUAGAGACAACAAUACAUCACGCAAAGCAGCCACAACUGUCAGUAAGAGUGUCCGUGAUUUGAGUCAUUGAAUGAAGAGAUUGAGAUAAAACUGUCCAGUUUGAGUGUUUGUUGCAGCUCGUUCUUGUCGCUAGCUGCAGCGAACUGAAAAUAUGAGGGUUAGCUCUCAGGCUAGGAUGAAAGACGGCUGGUUAAAGCCAGAAUGAGGGUUAGCUCUCAGGCUAGGAUGAAAGACGGCUGGUUAAAGCCUGUAUGAGGGUUAGCUUUCAGGCUAGAAUGAAAGAAGGCUGGUUAAAGCCAGAAUGAAGGUUAGGUUUCAGGCUAGAAUUAUUUUAUUUAACUAGGUAGGUCAAGUAAGAACAAAGUCUUAUUUUCAAUAACAGUUGGUUAACUGCCUAUUCAGGGGAAGAACAACAGAUUGUUGCCUUGUCAACAUGUGGAUUUGAACUUUCAACCUUUCAGUUACUAGUCCAACGCUCUAACCACCAGGCUACCCUGCAGGCCUAGAUUGAAAGGGUAAGUAAUCAAGGUAGUAAUGAAGUCCAGGUGUGACUGAUGAGGUGACAGAUACUGUAUCAUCUACACUGAAGAAAAUAUGAACACAACAUGCAACAAUUUCAAAGAUUGUACAGUUCAUACAAGGAAAUAAGUCAAUUGAGGCCUUAAUCUUUGGACUACAGAUAUGCAUCUGUUGGUCACAGAUACCUUAAAAAGAAUGCCGGGCCAUGGAUCAGACAACCAGUCAGUGUCUGGUGUGACCAGUAGUGACCCGUCAUUCAUGUUUUGAGCCCCACAUUUUUGGGAAAAAAAUGUUAUGAAAAUGUUUUGGUGGGAGGGUGUGGCUUGCCUGUUUUGGUGGGAGGGUGUGGCUUGCCUGUUUUGGUG
Messenger RNA from Oncorhynchus nerka (sockeye salmon), 4722 nucleotides. Its product is annotated as volume-regulated anion channel subunit LRRC8B-like. Gene Ontology annotation, molecular function: protein binding. NCBI's taxonomy places the organism in Eukaryota, Metazoa, Chordata, Actinopteri, Salmoniformes, Salmonidae. The record is from RefSeq and is a predicted model, not a curated record.